Molecule: messenger RNA, 2136 nt
Organism: Drosophila subpulchrella
Lineage: Eukaryota; Metazoa; Arthropoda; Insecta; Diptera; Drosophilidae
Gene: Lsd-2
Product: lipid storage droplets surface-binding protein 2
Exons: 4
Coding region: 296-1369 (357 amino acids)
Biological process (GO): lipid storage; positive regulation of triglyceride storage
Cellular component (GO): lipid droplet; cytosol
Source: RefSeq, a predicted model, not a curated record
AAUCAGUCAGAGUGUCCCAGCGAACAGACGUGUGCAGACGUGCCAAAAAGUGCCAAGAAGAGUGCUCCCAAAGAACACAAACACAGACAUACAAAACCAUAUACCCCAUAUACCAUACCAAUACACCCGCACGCACUGCAAGCUGUUUUUUUGUUCGUGAAAGAAAAGAAACGAGGAGAAAAGAAAAGUGCGGUGGCAAGCGAAAGAGCUUGAUAGGGAGACCAAGAGAGGGGCAAAAGAAAGAAAAAGUGAAAUAAGAAACGAAACGAAAAGAAAAGAAAAGCAAAAAAAGAUCAUGGCCAGUGCAGAGCAGAAACACGCCACCGCCGGGAACGGAACGGCCGGCAAUGGAACGGUGAACGAGGUGGAACAGCCCAAGGAUGCCAAGGACCUGCUGCCGCAUCUCGAGUCCCUCGAGAGGAUCAUCAAGCUGCCGGUGGUCAAUGCGGCCUGGGACAAGUCGCAGGAUGUCUAUGGCAAAGUAAAAGGCAAAAAUCGUGUCUUUGAGUGGGCCUUAACGGCGGCCGAGGAUUGUGUAACGCGAGCGGUGACAACGGCGGCUCCCUUCGUCACCAAACUGGACCGACCCAUCGCCUAUGUGGACCAAACCCUGGUCAAGGGCAUCGACAAGCUGGAGGUUAAGGCCCCCAUCAUCAAGGACACGCCGCAGGAGAUCUACAACCAGGCGAAGAGCAAGGUGAUCGACGUGGUGCAGCCGCACCUGGAGCGCGUGGUCAAGUUCAAGGCCGCCGGCCAGCAGAAGGCCGCCUCGCUGAAGGAUCUCGCCUGGCAGAAGGCCAACGAAGUGCUGGCCACCCAGUACGGCAGCUUGGCGGUCAACGGAGUGGACACCACCACGGCGCUGGCCGAGCGCCUCCUGGAAUACUACUUCCCCAAGUGCGAGUCUGAUGUGGAGGAGGAUAAUGAUGAUAAACAAAAUGCCGUCGUGCAGAAUGGCAAGAGUUCUGAAAAUGACAUGCCAGUUUCCGCCAGCGAGGAUCCAGUCCUACACACAGUACAGACGGUUGGACGGCUAUCAAACAAGAUAUCCCGUCGCGUCUAUCGAAAUGUCUCCCGACAGAUCAAGCAGGUGCAGAAAGGCAACAUCAACGACUAUCUGAGCUCCCUGAUAGCCGCCCUAAAGUUGCACCAGUACAUUAACUUUAUAAACUCGUCGAUGGGCACGAAUGUGGAGCAGUCGGGCAGUAACAGCGACACCUGUUUGCCAUUUGGACCCACCACCUCGAACACCACCACGUCCAGCAGCAACACUACCAGCUCCAGCAGCAGCAACAACACGGCGGUUGUGGCCAAGCCCCAAGUGGCCAAGAGCAAACCGGCGGCGGCUGCGGCGGUGUCGUCUCAGUAGUGGAAAACCAGCAGCCCAUCUACAACUAUAUCUUUAGAAAGAUAUCAUCCUUUUCACACAUGCAAAAGAUCCCCCACCCACACCGCCCAUUUUAUAAUGUAUUUUAUAAUAUCGUUUUUUUUGCGUACAUCUUUUUUUUUUUAAUGAGUACCGGCCUAUGAAAGUAGUACUCCCCAUAGAGGAUCAUCAAAAGUGGAUAAGGUUUUUCAAACACCAUCAACCGCCCCCCACAGAAAAACCCCGCCCCCUGCGUAACCUGCUUUGUACAUAUUUAUUUGAAGUAUAGCCCUCCCCAACCUAGUUGUAAGAUAUAGUAGUCGCAGAGAUCGGGAGUAAGAAGAGAGAGUUUUUUUCGUCAAUUUUAGCUGUGCUAAAGUGCCACGCAUGCAUUGAAUAAUACAUAAUAUAUACACCUAUAUAUGCCUAAUAUAUACAUAUAUAUUCAUAUAUAUUACGAAACGUACGCACACGUUGGCAUAGUGUGGUUAAGCUAUACGUAUACGUAAUCUAAUACCUAAUGCUAUUUCUAUCUCUAUUUAAUUUCCAUUGUACACUCGCUGGGAGCCCAACCAGAGGAUGUCCAAUUGCUAAUGAAAAUGAAUUAUGCCUAAUAUAUAUAUUAUACAAAUAUGUAUACAUAACACAACAACAAACACACACACACUUGUAUGGAGACCUAGCCAUAAUGUUUGCUCUAAACAACUAGAUUGAUAAUAUUAAAUAUUAAUAAAAAGAACCAACGCAAAACUGGAACAAGAACAAGAAAA